Platichthys flesus (European flounder) is the source of this 6749-nucleotide messenger RNA. It is a transcript of the gene grin2aa, whose product is annotated as glutamate receptor, ionotropic, N-methyl D-aspartate 2A, a. Lineage: Eukaryota; Metazoa; Chordata; Actinopteri; Pleuronectiformes; Pleuronectidae. The transcript has 16 exons. Gene Ontology annotation, molecular function: NMDA glutamate receptor activity; transmitter-gated monoatomic ion channel activity involved in regulation of postsynaptic membrane potential. The coding region runs from base 242 to 4885 and encodes 1547 amino acids. Gene Ontology annotation, cellular component: plasma membrane; NMDA selective glutamate receptor complex; postsynaptic membrane. Gene Ontology annotation, biological process: synaptic transmission, glutamatergic; excitatory postsynaptic potential; monoatomic ion transport. The record is from RefSeq and is a predicted model, not a curated record.
CUCCGUGAAGUGAGAAACCGGGGGAUUCCACGCAGUGCUCCCGGACUCGGUGGGAAUAAUUCACUGCCUGAGAUCCGGUGAUUUUUUUUUUUUUUUGAUUUUGUAUUUUUGAUCUUCCUCCUGUUGUGCAGGGUUAGUGAGAGUGCUCACCGGCUGAGGCUGCUUCUCAGAGGAGCGAGGGGGCUGUUGCAAUGUCAUCUCGCACCACUGUUUUGGAGCUCUUAGGAAGGGAGAUGCUGGGAUGAAGUGGUUUGGCAGAAUGUCCCUCAGCAGCAAAAGGAGUAAGAGGAGGAGUAGAAGGAGCAGCAGCUGGAGCAGCAGCAGUGGUAGGAACAGCGCGCUGCUCUUCUUGGCCCUCCUGGUGGUGGUGACCCUGUUCGCCGACCCUGUGGUGGCCCAGAAGCAGCGGACUGGCGGCGCCUCGGACAAAGUGCCGGUCCUGAACAUUGCGGUGAUCCUGGGACGCACGCGCUACAUCUCCGAGAGGGACAUCCGGGCGCUGUGGAGCAAGGAGGACCCCAUUGACGUCAAUGUGGUCACACUGCUGGUCAACGAGACCGACCCGAAGAGCAUCAUCACUCACAUGUGCGACCUGAUGUCCGGGACCAAGAUGCACGGGGUGGUGUUUGGGGAUGGCACCGACCAGGAGGCCAUCGCCCAGAUUUUGGAUUUUAUUUCCACGCAGGCGCUCAUACCCAUCCUCGGCAUCCACGGAGGGUCGUCCAUGAUCAUGGCUGAUAAGGAUACGAAGUCGACCUUCUUCCAGUUCGGCGCCUCCAUCCAGCAGGAGGCUCUGCUGAUGCUGAACAUCAUGGAGGAGUACGACUGGCACAUCUUCUCCAUCGUCACGUCCAAGUUCCCCGGCUACCAGGAGUUCAUCAACAUCCUGAAAACGACCGUGGACAACAGUUUUGUGGGGUGGGACCUGCAGAAUAUCAUCGUGUUGGACGCGGUGGAGGAAGACAGUCGCUCUCAGAUCAUGCUGAAGAAGGUCCAGUCUCCAGUGGUCCUGCUCUACUGCUCCAAGGACGAGGCGGUCUACAUCCUGGACGAGGCCCGCUCCCUGGGCCUCACCGGAUUUGGAUACAUCUGGAUUGUGCCGUCGCUCACCACCGGGAACCCAGAGAUAACGCCCGAGGACUUCCCGUCGGGGAUGAUUUCGGUGUCGUACGACGACUGGGACUACCCGCUGGAGGCGCGGGUCCGCGACGGGUUAGGGAUCAUAACGUCGGCAGCGGCAGCCAUGUUGGAGGAGUACGGUGACAUCCCCGAAGCCAGAACCUCCUGUUACGGCCCGAUGGAGAAGGCGUCCAAGCUGCCGCCCAGCGCACUACACAAGUACAUGAUGAAUGUGACAUGGGACGGCAGAGACUUGUCGUUCACGGAGGACGGCUACCAGGAAUUCCCAAAGCUGGUGGUGAUUGUUCUGAACAAGGAAAGGGAGUGGGAGAAGAUGGGCAAGCUAGACAACCGCAGCCUGACACUGAAGUACCCGGUGUGGCCGCGCUUCAACUCCUUCGGAGACGCAGAGCUCGACGACAACCACUUGUCCAUCGUCACGUUGGAGGAGAAGCCUUUCGUUAUUGUGGAGGACGUGGAGAGGCUGACUGGUACCUGCAUGAGGAACUCUGUCCCCUGCAGAAAGCAUAUCAAAGAACGCAAUACAACGGAGGCUGGUGGGACAUACAUCAAGAAGUGCUGCAAAGGCUUCUGCAUCGAUAUUCUAAAGAAAAUCGCCGUGUAUGUGAAGUUCACCUAUGACCUGUACCUGGUAACCAAUGGCAAGCAUGGAAAGAAGAUAAACAAUGUCUGGAAUGGGAUGGUGGGAGAGGUGGUCUAUAAGAAAGCCGUCAUGGCCGUCGGAUCUCUGACGAUCAAUGAGGAGCGUUCUGAGGUCAUCGAUUUCUCCGUCCCGUUCGUGGAAACCGGGAUCAGCGUCAUGGUCUCCCGUAGCAAUGGAACAGUGUCCCCUUCAGCCUUCCUCGAGCCAUUCAGUGCAUCAGUGUGGGUCAUGAUGUUUGUGAUGCUCCUACUGGUCACUGCAAUGGCUGUCUUUAUGUUUGAGUACAUCAGUCCUCUGGGCUUCAACAGAAACCUGGCGCAGGGCAAAGACCCCCAUGGUCCUUCUUUCACCAUGGGCAAGGCCGUGUGGCUGCUCUGGGGUCUGGUCUUCAACAACUCUGUGCCGGUGCAGAACCCGAAGGGUACCACCAGCAAGUUCAUCGUGUCUGUGUGGGCCUUCUUCGCUGUCAUCUUCCUGGCCUCCUACACUGCCAACCUGGCCGCCUUCAUGAUCCAGGAGGAGUUCGUCGACCAAGUCACCGGGCUCUCCGACAAUAAGUUUCAGAACCCGUAUGCCUACUCGCCUCCGUUCCGCUUCGGGACGGUUCCCAACGGCUCCACCGAGAGGAACAUCAGGAAGAACUACCCUGCCAUGCACCAGUACAUGGUGAAAUAUCAUCAAACUGGUGUUGUGGAUGCACAACACCAGUUAAAAACAGGUAAACUGGAUGCCUUCAUCUACGAUGCUGCAGUGUUGAACUACAUGGCGGGCAGAGAUGAAGGGUGUAAGCUGGUGACCAUUGGCAGCGGGUACAUCUUUGCUACUACUGGCUACGGCAUUGCUCUACAGAAAGGCUCCUACUGGAAACGACAGGUGGACCUGGCUAUCCUGGCCAUUAUCGGAGAUGGUGAGAUGGAGGAACUAGAAGCCCAGUGGCUGACGGGUAUUUGCCACAACGAGAAGAACGAGGUGAUGUCCAGUCAGCUAGAUGUGGACAACAUGGCUGGGGUCUUCUACAUGCUGGCCACGGCCAUGGGGCUGUCGCUCAUCACCUUUGUCUCUGAGCAUCUCUUCUACUGGAGGCUCAGAUAUUGCUUCACCGGGGUCUGCUCCGGCACGCCUGGGCUUCUUUUCUCCAUCAGUCGGGGUAUCUGGAGUUGUAUCCAUGGAGUCCACAUCGACAUGAAGAAGAAGACGGAUAUGGACUUUAGCCCUCAAGACAAAAUGCUUAAGCUAAUAAAGUCAGCCAAACAGAUGACCAACAUGUCUAACCUGGCAGGGUCUCGCUUGAACUCACCCAAACGUGAGUUCAUGCACUCUGCUGGCCCAAUGAUCAUGGACAUGAUGGCAGAGAAGGGCAACUUCAUCUAUGCUGACAACCGAAGCUAUGCUCCCAAAGAUAUGAUCUAUGGGGACACUGGUGACCUGCAGGCUUAUCUUGCCAACCGCCACAAAGACCACCUUAACAACUACAUCUUCCAGGGAGGCCAGCAUCCUCUGACCCUCAACGAUGCCAAUCCCAACUCAGUAGAGGUGGCAGUGAGUGCUGAUUCAGUCCAGACAAAUGCCAAGCCGCCACGGACCCUGUGGAAGAAGUCGGUGGACACGCUACGUUCGGCCCCACCUGGCCCCCCUCCAAUGCCUGACAUGCUGAUGCCAGAUCCACGCAUGUCGAUGAAGACGCAGCGCUACCUCCCAGAGGAAGCAGCCCACUCUGACAUCUCCGACUGCUCCAGUCGGGCAGCCUCCUACAAGGACCCAGAAAACAACAAGCACCUGAAACCCAAGGACAACUUAAAAAAAAGAGCUGUGGCAUCAAAAUACCCAAGGGAUUGCAGUGAGUUGGAGCUGUCCUACUUAAAGACUAAGCAGGUCCCCGGCAGUUCCAACCACACUGGGAGAGGAGGAGGAGGAGAGAAAAUCUACACUAUCGACUCAGACCGAGAGAUGAGCCUGCAUUCAGACCCCGUUCUCUAUCGCGAGAGUCGUGGCCUUGCUGCAGAUGAUUUGGAAUACCCUGAGAUCUACUCCGACCACAGUGACAACUACAGGAAGUGUGAGCAGCCCAUCAUUCAUUUGAACUCCUCACCAUUGCAUCAUACAGACUCUGAUCUUCUACCAGACCCAGCUUACUCCAAACACUACAACCUGAAAGAGAAAAACCUGUCUCCACAUGAAUCCAUGGAUCGGUACAAACAGACCCACUGCCGUUCCUGCUUGUCCAAAGUGACCGCUAGCUACCCACCAGCAGGGUCAUACCCACCUCCUGGACCUGCUGCAGCUUCUGCCUCACGCUCACCCUAUAAUCGGUGUGAAGCAUGCCUCCACAUGGCCAACCUGUAUGACAUUAGUGAAGACCAGCUCCUCACAGAUCCCUUGGUCAGCCCCACCUUGCACCACCAACAGCAGCAGGAGACAGACGAAAUGUUUGGUCUGUAUUGGCCACAGACAGAUGGGCCACAUGUCCAAAAGAGGAAUCGCUUGAGGCUGAGUCGUCAGCACUCCUUUGACAACAUCAUGCUAGAAAAACCCAAGGAUGUAGACCUGAGCCGACCGGCGCGCAGUGUCAGCCUGAAAGAGAAGGAUCGCUUCCUAGACUCCGCAUCUGACUCGCACUAUGCGAACCUCUUUGGAAUGCGUCCCUAUUCCGGCAGACUGUUUGGCACUGGGUCCAAAUCAAUGUUUAACCACAACCUGGAGGAGAGCAAGAGGAGCAAAUCCCUGUACCCGUCCCAUGGCUCGGAAAACCCAUUCCUCAGCCACUCGCUGAGGGAUGACACCAGCAGCAGACUGGUCCAUGGGCGUAGUUCCUCUGAUAUUUACAAACAGCUGGCAGUAGCUUCACCUGCAGCGGUCCUUGGAGCACCCCCCAUCAAAACACGUAAUGAUGCGAACAAUCUCCGCUCUUCCGUUAAAUCCACCACUUCAUACUGCUCACGGGACGGGCGGAUAACUAACGACAUGUACAAUAAAGAGCAUGUGAUGCCUUACUCAGCCACUAAGACUAAUGCAUACCCGGCCCCGCGUGGCGUCCUAAACUCAGCCCAGUUCAGCAAUAGACGGGUGUAUAAAAAAAUCCCCAGUCUGGAGUCAGAUGUUUAGUUGAUAGAAGAAAUAAUGUGUUCUCUCCUCCUUACUCCUCUCUGGGUUUGUAUUAUAAUUUAUCAACUAUGUUAUCCACUAAGGGAUGCCAGAGCCACACUACAUUUUUCUUCUUCUCUUUGACAUUGUAACCCAAAAGAACUUGUGCCCACUUUGGUAUGACAGUGCUACUACUACUCUCUUUGCAGAUGGUAUCACCAUUUCUGUCCACUCUCUGCCAUGCACCAAUGGGUUGGAUGCAUGGCCGACACUAUGCCAUAAGUUAUCUGGGUAUAAAUGGAAGUGGAAUAAACUACCCAUUCAUUUUGCAAGGGGGUAGGAAAUGGCAUAGUCCCAUUUGUGGGACCAAGAAGGCCAAAGGAACAAUAAGGGAAGGAACCCUGCGAGAGCUGUUGGGGAAGAGGCAGUUGAUCUGGGAGUGAAAUUAGUGAGGAAGUAGAGAGGAGGACGGGGGAAAUUAUAUGAGAAGAAAAUUAGAGGGAGAGAUAAAGAGAGAAAAACUCUCCUUCAAUUGCUCCUAAUUCUCCCCUUUUUCCUUUCCACCUCCACCAUCAAGCUUAGGGCUCACUAGGUGAGGAGAAGAGCCCUGACAGGGAGACCAGAUGGGCACGUUUGGUGUCGCUGCCAGACAUGUAGAUGUCCCAGGAGGGCAGGGACGUCACAGUGAGCUAGUCCAACGGUCUGCUGCUUGUUAGGCUGACAAAUAUGGCCACUGAGACACCUGGCAUUGCGAGAGGAGAGAGAGGAGAAAGCAGAUGAGACGCUAAAUGGCAGCGAGUGGAGCAUCCAGUCAUUUUUGGCGGUAUCGUGUGCUUACUCAGAAUUUGUUAGGCCCAGGUUUUGCCCACGGUAGUAAUGGAGAACUGAGAGUAAUGCAGGUGCUAUCAUAGAAUAAUGUUUACAGGCUGACGGAUAAAAAAGACGAAACGAAGAGAGACAAGCAGGGACACCUGAGGCAAUUAAUGGGCAUUUCAUUUGUGGCACUGCACAUAGAAAAAUAAUUGCAACGUAUUGCUUUUUUAUUAUAUUAAACUAUAAGAUUUAUUGGGGAUUCUGGCAUCCGGAUCCCCUUAUGUAAGAUUUUAGUGUUUGCUUAUUUGGUAGCACAAUAGCCAUUAGUUUUAAAUCCUCUCUUCCACCUUUGCUUUUAAAAAAAAAGCAUAGCUUUUUGAAAAAUACCAUCAAGUGUAGUAGAUUAUUUUGCAUGGGUUGAUUUUAUUUGUGUCGGAUGUGAGAAAAUACACACAUACACUCACAGACACCUAUUUUACAUGUUUUUGAAAAGGUCUUGCUAGAUAGGGUGGAUGGAUACUUGUACAAUCGAAACCUUGAUCCUUGACCUUUGUGCUUAGUGAAACAGUGUCAUGCUGUGACUCCUGCUUCCAAAAGAGCAAGAGAAUGUUGGAAGGAAAGAUAGCAAAGAAGGAUAUAACAAGGGAGAAAAGAUAAAAUGACAACUGGGUCCAGCACCACCUCAAGUUGGGGAGGGGAUGGGCACUAAGGUGUUUUUGUCUUUUGACCUCCCUGCCACUGAGAAACAGGGUAUUGACUGUAAAAAAACAACACACUGACAUGUCCUUCCUACUUUUCUCCUUCCUCCUUCCUUUUCUCAAUCAACAUGACACUGUGUUAGAGUGUUGGAUUAUUGUAGAACACCUUCACUUCAUUUCUAUGGGUUUUGGUGAAGUUGAGCUCUGGUUUGUCGGUUGGUACGGCAGAAGCAGUGCUAUACAGUAUCUAACGACUACAGACUAAGCAGGGGGAGGGGAGGGGUUAUGAUGAUGUUGAUCCUCCUCCGACCAGGCUCUUGAGGAUCUAAAGACAGUUGAGGUGGAUCCCUUGUUUACCUUCACAGUGUUGUUUG